Molecule: messenger RNA, 5970 nt
Organism: Closterium sp. NIES-65
Lineage: Eukaryota; Viridiplantae; Streptophyta; Zygnematophyceae; Desmidiales; Closteriaceae
Source: the annotation of a GenBank genome assembly
AUGAGUCCCCCCGCCGUCCCCUCUACCGGCCCCUCCGCUGCAUCUGACGGCCCCGCCGUCCCCUCUGCCGGCCCCGCCGCUGCACUUGACGGCCCCGCCGUCCCCUCUGCCAACCCCGCCGCUGCACCCGACGGCCCCGCUGUCCCCUCUGCCGGCCCCGCCGCUGCUUCUGACGGCCCCGCCGCUGCACCUGACGGCCCCGCCGUCCCCUCUGACGGCCCCGCCACUGCACCUGACGGCCCCGCCGUCCCCUCUGACGGCCGCGCCACUGCACCUGACGGCCCCGCCGUCCCCUCUGACGGCCCCGCUGCUGCACCUGCCGGCCCCGCCACCUCAUCUGCAGGCCCCGCCGUCUCACCUGCCGGCCCCGCUGCUGUACCUGACGGCCCCGCCGCUUCACCUACCGGCCCCGCCACUACCCCUGACGGCCCAGCCACUGCAUCUCCCGGCCCCGCAGCUGCAUCUCCCGGCCCCGCCGCCCUAGCAACUGCGCCGCCCCAGCAGCCGAGCCGCCCCAGCAGCCGAGCCGCCCCAGCAGCCGAGCCGCCCCAACAGCCGAGCCGCCCAAGCAGCCGAGCCGCCCGAGCCGCCCGAGCCGCCGAGCCGCCCGAGCCGCCCAGCAGCCGAGCCGCCGAGCCGUCCGAGCCGCCCGAGCCGCCCGAGCCGCCCGAGCCGCCCGAGCCGCCUGCACUGCCCUGUCUGGUGAGCACUGAGCUUUACUCUGUGCACUGCCCUCACCCUACUGCAGUCAUGGCUACCCCUAGUGUCCUCACCUUUGACGCUGAGGGCAGAGCCAUUGACUUUGACGUGUGGGUAGACGACCUGCUGCUUUUCCUACAGUGCGACAGAGCUGACGGCCUCUCUCUCUUUGAUCUCACUUCUGGUGCCUCUCGAGCCCCUGCUGCUACUGAGGAUGCCACUGUUCGAUCACAGUGGGCCACACGCGAUGCUGCUGCACGUCUUGCUGUGCGUCGCCACCUCCCUCCCUCUGAGCGUGCACAUUUUGGGUCGUACAAGAGUGCUCAGACCUUGUACGACGCCGUUAUUGCACGCUACUCCUCCCCUGCCACUGCUGCACUGAGCCGCCUCAUGCUACCGUACCUCUUUCCCGACCUUGCUUCUUUUGCCACAGUCACCGACCUCAUUACCCACCUGUGCACUAGUGACGCUCGCUUCCGCGCUGCGCUUCCUGCUGACUUCUGCGCCAAGAACCCCCCCCCCCAUUUGGUUUUGAGUCGGUCGGUGCGGCGUCUGCCCCCGGUGGGAGACGUCGCUCUGGCAAGGGCAAGGGGGGCAGGAGCGGUGGUGGAGGCGGCGGGGGCGGUGGAGGCGGCGGUGGAGGCAGCGGAGGAGGUGGGGGUGGUAGCGGGAGUGGUGGCGGGAGUGGAGGUGUCAGCGGCGGCAGUGGAGGCGGGGGCGGCAGCGGCGGUGGUGGUGGGAGUGGAGGCGGAGGCGGCGGUGGCGGCGGCGACGGUGGGAGUGGCGGUGGCAGCGGAGGUGGUGGCGGCGGCGGCGGAGGAGGCGGCGGCGGAGGUCGUGGCUCGUCGCAGAGGGGUGGCUCCGGUGGUGAGGGGUGGGGGUACUGGUCCGUGCACCUACGUCCUGCGCACUGGCGACCGUGCGGGUGAGCCGUGUGGUGGUCCGCACUCCACCCAGCGCUGCUUCGGCCGCCUGACUGACGCUUGGCGCCGCCAGUUUCCUGACGCCUCUGAGAUCCCUCGCUGGGACCAGCUGUCUAGGGCAGGAGUAGCUAUCUUUGAUCUUGACUUUGAUGCUAUUCUUGCUGCCAUGUAUGCUGUGACUAUUAGUGAGGAGGGUGACUGUUACCGGUGUUUCCCGCCAGACCCAGGCAUUGGUAUUGCGGCUCUAGGUGUUGUUGAGGCUGCUGCUCCAGGUGCUGGUGAGGCUGUCGCUCUAGGUGCCAGUGAGUCUGUGUCCUCAGGUGCUGGUGAGUCUGCUCUCUCAGGUACUGCGUCGGCUCCGCCCUCUCUCACCUUCACUCUUGACUCAAGAGCGUCUCGCUCCUUCUUUCGAGACCGCACCACACUCACGCCGCUUAGUCGGCCAGUGGCAGUCUCCCUGGCGGACCCCUCUGGGGGUCCUGUUCUGGCUCGCUACUCCACUGUCCUGCCGUGCACUCCGGUCCCGUCUGGCUCCCUGUCCGGUCUCUACCUCCCCUCGUUCUCUACGAACUUGGUGGCGGGUGCUGACCUACAGGAUGCAGGGGUUGACCAGUUCACCCCUGCGCGCCGACGGGACACCCACUGCACGGACGCGGACACGUGUCAACACUUGACCACCUUCACACGUGGGCCGGGAUCGAGCCUGUACACACUCACUGUUCCGUCUCCUCCUCCUGCGUCUGGUCAGGUAGCUGCGUCGGGUCAGGUGUUUGCUGCAGCGUCCAGGUCUGGUCCUGAGUCUGCCCCCUGCUCGUGUCGCCUCCUGUCCCACGAGACCCUCCUGUGGCACCACCGCAUGGGUCACCCCUCCUUGCCUCGUCUCCGGGGCAUGGCCUCUCGCCUUCUUGUCUCUGGUCUUCCCCGGUCCCUCCCUCCCCUUCCUCCGGGGCCUGGCCCUCCCUGUGUCCCCUGUGUCGAGGGUUGCCUGCGGGCUUCCCCUCACUCCUCCCCGUUUCCUCCGACGGAGGCCCCGAUGCAGACGCUUCACAUGGACGUGUGGGGCCCAGCCCGCGUCCGUGGACAGGGUCACGAGCGCUACUUCCUGCUGGUGGUUGACGACUACUCGCGUUACACCACAGUCUUCCCCUUGCGCACCAAGGGUGAGGUCACUGAGACCUUCACGCUUCCGGACUCUCCACAGCAGAAUGGGAUUGCUGAGCGCCGCAUCGGCAUCGUCAUGGACGUCGCCCGUACGUCCAUGGUGCAUGCGGCUGCCCCCCAUUUUCUGUGGCCGUUUGCGGUUCGGUACGCCGCGCAUCAGAUCAACCUUCAGCCCAGGGUCUCCAGACCGGAGACCUCCCCAGCUUUGCUGUGGACGGGGAAGGUUGGCGAUGCGUCGGCGUUCCGUGUCUGGGGAUCUCGGGCGUUUGUCCGUGACUUGUCUGCGGACAAGCUGUCCCCUCGCGCUGCUCCUUGCGUCUUCCUGGGGUUCCCCCCCGACGCCCCUGGGUGGCAGUUCUACCACCCCACCUCUCGACGUGUUCUGUCCUCCCAGGACGUCACGUUCGACGAGUCGGUUCCCUUCUACCGGCUCUUCCCCUACCCCACUCCAUCCCUCCCCCCGCCGCCCCUCUUCCUGGUAGACGCGGUCGAGCCUGUCGAGGUCACUGGUGACUCUAGUGCUGCUGCGGGUGCGGAGCCUCGGGGUGCUGAGCCUGGGGGUGCUGAGCCUGGGGGUGCUGAGCCUGGGGGUGCUGAGCCUGGGGGUGCUGAGACUUGGGGUGCUGAGCCUGGGAGUACUGCGUCUGGGGGUGCUUCGCCUGGGAGUGCUGCGCCUGCUGCUUCUGUUCCUGGUGGUUCUCCGGACCAUUCUUCGCGCCGUGAGGUGCUCUCUCCUCUGGAGCUGCGUGAGUGGUUUGCCCGGCGCUGGAGGCGAGCUGCUGGAGCUGGGGGUGCUGCGGGUGCUGGAGGUUCUGUUUCUGCCGAGGGAGCUGGUACCUCCGGUCCCGGAGGUGCUCGUACUGAGAGUACUGGAGCUGCCGGGCCCGGGGGUGCCUCCAGAGCUGGAGCUGCUGCGGGUGCUGGCGCUGAGACUACGACUGUCGGUCCUACUGCGGGUACUUCUGGCGCUGCUGGAGGUGCUGGAGUUGGAGCUGCUACUGGUGCUGGUGCUGCCUCUGGAGGUGUUGGUGCUGUCCCUGCUGUCCCUGGCGGUGCUGCGCGGCCUCGGCCGUACUUCGUUCCGCUCCUUCAGCAGGUUCUUGGUCUCCCGCCUUCCGCUGGUCCUUUUCCUCCCGUAGAGUGUCCACAGCCUAUCCCGUCGCAGUCACAGUUACAGCCCGCCUCUCCCCUGCCUUCUCCUUCUCCCUACACUGAUCCUACUGGAGGUCUUGCUGAGCGUCGUGAGCCUGCGUCCCGCCCUGCGUCGCCAGUCCGAGCUGCUCGCCCUAGUGGUCGCGGUUCGCGUCAGCGUCCUCCUCCUGCCCCUGGCACACACAGGAUGUCUCUGCGUCCGUCCACUGCUCCUCUGCGUGCCCCUUUGCCUUCUCCUCCUCAGUCUUCUCUUCCUACACUUGCCGACCCGGAGUCGGACUCUCACCGUGCUGCCAGUCCUACUGUCACGCGUCUUCUUGCUACUCUUGUCACUGACCCUUCCUUUGAGUCCGCUGCUGCGUCUGCCCUAGUUGCUGAGCUGGCCGACUUUGCUGCUGCGUGUCGUCUAGACUACGCUGCCAGUCUUGUUGCUGAGUCUGCUGAGUCUGCUGAGUCUGCGUCUGCUGCGUCUGCGUCUGCCUGUCCUCCGUCCGUCGGGGGUGACUGUGCUCUUGGCACGGACGUCCUUGAGGACAGGCAGGAGGAGUUCCAGUGCUUUGCCGCCGCUUUGCCCCAUCUCGUGUCCAUGCUUGUUGCCCCUGAGGGAGACCCGGAUGCUCUAGACAUCCCGACCCCACGCUCUUACGCAGAGGCGAUGGCCGGUCCCUACUCCUCUCAGUGGCAGUCAGCCAUGGACGCAGAGAUGGCUUCCUGGAAGUCCACAGGCACCUACGUUGACGCUGUUCCCCCUCCUGGGGCGAACAUUGUCAGUGGCAUGUGGAUCUUCAGGGUGAAGCGGCCGCCGGGUUCUCCGCCUGUCUUCAAGGCGCGCUACGUGGCUCGUGGCUUCAGUCAGCGACAGGGAGUUGACUUCUUUCAGACCUUCUCCCCGACCCCGAAGAUGACCACUCUUCGGGUUCUACUGCACGUCGCUGCUCAGCGUGACUACGAGCUACACUCUCUUGACUUCAGCACUGCUUUCCUGCAGGGCCGCCUGCACGAGGAGAUCUGGCUGCGCCGCCCUCCUGGCUUCACUGGGUCGUUCCCUCCCGGUACCCAGUGGAGCCUCCGGCGGCCAGUCUACGGUCUCCGCCAGGCGCCGCGUGAGUGGCACGACACACUGAGGACUACACUUGCGGCUCUUGGGUUUGCUCCUUCUACUGCUGACCCGUCGCUGUUUCUGCGCACCGACACCUCGCUGCCGCCGUUCUACAUCCUCGUGUACGUCGACGACUUGGUCUUUGCCACUGCGGACACUGCUGCACUCGCCCACGUGAAGUCCGAGCUGCAGAAGAGACACACGUGCACAGACCUGGGUGAACUGACAAGCUAUCUUGGCUUGCGGAUCACCCGGGACAGAGCACGCCGCACCAUUACCCUGACUCAGUCACACAUGGUGCAGCAGGUCCUUCAGCGCUUCGGCUUCACGUACUCCUCGCCUCAGUCCACUCCUUUGCCUACCGGACACUCGCUCUUAGCUCUGCCUUCGGAUGAGUCCGUAGAGUCGAGUGGUCCGUAUCCAGAGCUUGUGGGCUGCCUCAUGUACCUAAUGACCUGCACUCGACCUGACCUCGCAUACCCUCUCAGCAUCUUAGCACGCUAUGUUGCUCCCGGCCGUCACCGGAAGGAGUACAUGGAUGCAGCUAAGAGGGUGUUGCGCUACUUGUGCAGUACCUCCAGCUGUGAGGCUGAGAUCUACGCCACGGCCAUGGCUGCCCAGGAGCUUCGCUGGCUCACCUACCUGCUGACUGACCUUGGAGAGCGGCCUCGUUCUCCUCCAGUGCUGUACGUCGACAACAAGGCAACCAUUGCCUUGUGUCAGGAGCACAGACUGGAGCACAGGACGAAGCACAUUGCUCUGCGCUACUUCCUUGCUCGAGAGCUGCAGCAGCGUGGUCAGCUUCGCCUGCGUUUCGUGGCCACUGAGGCCAACACUGCUGAUGUGUUCACCAAGGCAAUUCCGCCUCGUGACCAUCAGCGCUUUUGCACUCUGCUAGGCCUUGUGCCCACUGGGCCUCACUUGCUUACCUCUUGA